AUGGGGGACUUUAAUUCAGCUCUCCACGCGGAUGACUCGUUAUUUGGUCCUUCUAGUCAAUCGAUAGGCAUGCGGGAAUUUUGUGAAUGUAUUGAAGAAUCGGAGCUUGUUGAUGUUAAGGGCCAUGGUAUUCAUUUCACUUGGAACCAGAAGCCGAAGGAAGGGAUCGGUUUGAUGAGGAAAAUUGAUAGAGUAAUGAGUAAUGUUAAGUGUCUAGACUUAUUUCCGGAUGCUUACCUUAUUUAUCACCCGUAUCGAGUCUCUGAUCAUACUCCGUGCAUUUUGAAGCUGACUAAUACGUCUAACAAUUCUCGGCCAAAGCCGUUUAAGUUUGCAAACUUUAUUGUCUCAAAACCUGAAUUUAAAGUCUGUGUGGAGCAACAAUGGGCGAAAAAAAUUGACGGGUUUGCAAUGUUCUCGGUCGUUAGUAAGCUUAAAAACCUGAAACCAGGUCUCAGAAAAAUCCUUUUCCAACAAGGUAACCUGCAUUGA
Helianthus annuus (common sunflower) is the source of this 492-nucleotide messenger RNA. RefSeq lists its product as uncharacterized. The record is from RefSeq and is a predicted model, not a curated record. The coding region runs from base 1 to 492 and encodes 163 amino acids. The transcript has a single exon. Lineage: Eukaryota; Viridiplantae; Streptophyta; Magnoliopsida; Asterales; Asteraceae.